Messenger RNA from Closterium sp. NIES-65, 1416 nucleotides. Lineage: Eukaryota; Viridiplantae; Streptophyta; Zygnematophyceae; Desmidiales; Closteriaceae. The record is from the annotation of a GenBank genome assembly.
AUGGGGUCAUGCACUGGUUUGCGGGGAACAAGAGCGCGUGGUGGGCAUGCUGUAAAUGCAGCAGAGAGGGCAUCACCAGGGGUUGGUGGUAUGGGCUGGUGGAGGGGAGCAGUUGAGAGGUGGUGGCAUGGGCGGGGCAGAGAGGAGGGCACGGAGGAGGAGGGGGGGGGUGGCAGGCGGUGUGUGGUGCUGGUGACAUGUGAGGACACGGGGUGUGGCAUCGCAGAGGAGGAGCAGCGCGACGUGUUUCAGGCGUUCAUGCAGGUAUCGCUGAUGGGGGGCAGCAUAGGGCUGCUCAGCACAGAGGGUCACGGCACCACCCUGCACGUCGCGCUGCCCAUGCCUGUUGCUGCUGCCACUGCUGCCGCAGCUGUGUGCGGUAGCUUCAGUUCCGGCAGCGCCAAUGUUUCGGGGCCGCAGGCGAUCUGUGCGGACGACGAAGCAGCUGCCUCAAGAGCAGUGGGGACGAAGAGUGCGAGGGAUGGUUUGAAGGAGUUGUUGCAGGGCAAGGCAAUUCUGCUGAUUCAUGCACGUCAAAGCAGGAGACACAGGCCGUCUCCCUCUCCGCCUUCAAUCUCCUCUGCUCUCACCCCCUCUCCACCCUGCUUGCACGUGGUGGACCACAGCUCCAUCCACCACGCCUCCGUUGUCAACCCCUCUCUCAAGCUCUCCCUCUCAAUCCUCCCCUGCACCAUGCACCAGGUGAUGGACCAUAACGCCAUCAACCGUCCCACCAUUUUCACCCUCUCACCACCCCCCCUCUACCCCCCUGUGCUACCAGGUGGUGGACGACAACUUGAUCAACCAUCGCACCGUUAUCACCCCUCACCACCCCCUCUACCCCCUUGUGGUGGCCAGGUGGUGGACGACAAUCUGAUCAACCAUUCUCAGCCCCUCUGCAUCCCUAUCUGUACCCUCUCUAUCCACCAGGUGGUGGCAGCGAGCACGCUGGCGCGGUACGGGGCGGAGGUGGCGCUGGCAGAGUCGGGCGAGGCGGCGCUGCGCCUGCUGCAGGCAACCCACUCCUUCCACCUCGUGCUCAUGGACCUCCUCAUGCCCGGCCUCGAUGGCUUCCAGACCACCGCCGGCCUGCGCGCUCUCGAGGUUGCUGCUCACAAUGCUCAGAGAGGGGUGCAAGGAGGGCAGGGGGCACAGGGGGAGCGGGGAGCACUGGCUGUGCACAAGGGGCAGGGGGCUCAAGACGUGCAGUGCAUGCCCAUGGUGGGGGAGAGUGGGGUGGGGGGUGCGUUUGGGGGCUGGCAGCGGCAGCAGCGCGUUCAUGUGGUGGCCAUGUCAGCAGAUGUGGACAGCACUGUUGCCGCCCAUGCAGCAGAGGUUGGCAUGGAUGGUGCCGUGCAAAAGCCACUCAAUGAGAGAGUGCUGCUGCAGGUGCUCUCAACACUUCAUGGUUUGUAA